UAUUGAAGUUCGUUGCGUCACCGCUACACUUACUUUCGUUCUGCAGUGGUAGGUCCAGUUUCUGUUCUCUGAAGUUUGUUGAGAAGUGUUCUGCGAGGAGCAGCGUGUAGUUGUAUGGAGUUGGGCGAGUGGCCUUUGAACGAAAUCGGCUGCCACUUUGUACUGCCCGAACAGCAGCGCAAUCCCCUGUGCAGUUUGUGUCCGCAGGCGCUGGACGAGCGCAACGCGGCCCAUGUCAUUUCGCUUCUGAGACGAGUCGUCUUCUACUUACACGCCCUGCUCAGCACCGUGCUCGAAAACGUCGGCACCAUGAACGAUUUCGCCAAGCUGGGCAACGCGCGACCGCCGCUACAACCAAAGUCGACGCCAAUUACACAGGAUUACUCCAUCUCGGACCGUGUGCUCGGACUCGGCAUUAAUGGCAAAGUUGUCGAGUGCUGCGACAAGGCCAAAGGUACCAAGUUCGCCCUCAAAGUUCUCAGGGACAAUGUCAAGGCGCGCCGAGAAGUGGACCUUCAUUGGCGAGCCAGCAACUGCAAGCAUAUUGUGAACCUCGUGGAUGUUUACGAAAAUGUUUAUGGUGGAAACAGAUGUCUCCUAGUCGUCAUGGAGUGCAUGGAGGGAGGAGAGUUGUUCCAGAGGAUUCAAGAUCGAGCCGAGGGUGCCUUCACAGAACGAGAGGCUGCGGAGAUCAUUCGAGACAUCUGCAAAGCUGUCGCUCAUCUUCAUCGCAUGGACAUUGCCCACAGGGACUUGAAGCCGGAGAACCUUCUUUACUCCAAGCCUGAUGACAGUGCGGUACUUAAACUAACAGACUUUGGCUUUGCCAAGGAAACUACGCAUUUCAACACUUUACAAACACCAUGCUACACACCAUAUUACGUGGCUCCCGAGGUCCUAGGUCCUGAACGGUAUGACAAGUCCUGUGACAUGUGGUCCUUGGGAGUAAUCAUGUACAUACUGCUAUGUGGGUUUCCACCAUUCUACAGCAACCACGGCCUGGCCAUUUCGCCUGGCAUGAAGAGGCGCAUUCGGGCUGGCCAGUACGACUUCCCCAACCCAGAGUGGAAGAACGUCUCGCAGGAUGCUAAGGACCUGAUCAAGGGCUUGCUGCGAACGGAUCCAACUCAGCGGCUCAGUAUUGAAGAAGUUCUGGCCAACAAGUGGAUUGCGAAGUACACAGAGGUUCCCCAGACGCCCUUGUACUCAGUGCGAGUGCUUCGUGAGGAAGGAGACCAGUGGCCUGAUGUGCAGGAGGAAAUGACGCAAGCCCUGGCCACCAUGCGAGUGGACUAUGACACAGUGCAGCUCAAGCAGCUGGCCGACACCAACAACCGGCUGCUCAGCAAGCGGCGACAGCAGCACAACUGAGGCUGCUCUCACCAGGCACAUGAUGUGCGGUUUUACUCCGGUGGCAAAUCUGCUUAUCACAUGUAUGGUUACCAAAGUUUUUAGGGCUUAAGUAAUUGUCUCGGUCUUAUGAGACCAGGAAACCAAGUGCCUGGCUGUUGGGAUGUGUUGUAUUUUAUGAAGAUAAAUUUCCUCUUUUACACUGCACAGAAAUCGUUCCUCCUACUGCAUGUAUUUCCAUUGAUGUUGGCUUUCUGUGGGGUCAGCAAAGGGCGUCGCAUGCACUGCUGUGAAACUGUCUACAGCUUUUUGUUCAGUUGGUGGGGCGGGAUGUUGACAUUGGUCGGUAACUGCAAAACAUGAAAAACGUUUGUGUGAAGAAGAUUUACGAAUAGAGGAACACCAGUGAAUUCGUGUGCAUUUUCAUUUUUUGUUUUCCACUUUACAGAAUCACACUAAUGAGAGCCAGCAGUCGGUUGCACUAGACUUUACAAAACAUUCGAAUGUCACGGCUUCUAAAACUGCAACCACACUGCAUAGUUGAUCUAAAGGUCAUGUAAAACUGAGGUUGGGUGAUAAGCGUGUACAUCGAGUGAAAGUGCUGCUCCUGCACAGAGAGCAGAUAAUCGAAAGAGUUCCUUCCCUCAACUUGUAGAGAGCUCACCUCUAAGACACAUACACUGAGCCUUUGUUAAUUCAAAUUCUGGUAGUACCUUGAAAGGCUGGUUGAAUCAAAGUUUCUUUCUGCUGCAUUGUCCAAUUCGUGUUUUGCUGUCUUGAAGUUUGAAAAGCUUGUGCACCAAACUCUGAUAGCUCGAGACCUCGACAGUUAAAAACUGCGGCGAAUUGCCUUUAGAAGGAUUGUAAUUGUGCGUGAACAGUGUUAUUCAGUGAGGCAAGGGCACGGUAGUACACACAUUUUAAUAAUUACAUCAUUUAUUGUAUUUUAUGACAAAAGCACAUAGCCAAGAAAAGCCUGCAAUAACUAAUAUUGUGCUACUACACUGCUGUUUAGCUCACACUUGUACAAUUGCAAACAUUUUGAGUGUCUUGGGGCCUGUUAGUUCUCACAUCUGCAAUGGCUUGUAAAGUCAUUGUAAACCUGCAACUUGCUUAAGGCCGUGCGACACUUCUUGAACAUGGUUAGAAGAUGCUGCUGAAUGGUACAAGUGGCACAUGUCAACGGGUGCAAGUGACCAAGUGCAAGGUCAUGCGCACACUCACAUAAGGACGUACUUCUUGCUCUAAUAUUAUUCCUCUGCCCUAUGAAAGGACUCGGAGCAUUCAAAUAAUCUUUGUAACAACUCUGCUUGUACUUGACGAAUUCUGAAAAUGGCGAUCCAUUCGCGAGGCAAUAAACUCCAAUAGUGAGGCCAUUUGAUGGUUACUUAGAAGAGUGUUGCAGAGCCUCUUUUAUAAAGCUUCUCUCUUUUAGAAUUAGUGAAUGUUACGCUGUAUAUUUGGUCUUUGUUAUGUUAUUGUGUAGUAUUUUUCAUAUCUCUUUUAUAUAUUACUAGAGCCCCUUUAAACGACAUUAGUUCAAAAAGUGGUUUUUAUUUUAUGCAUACCAAAAAAAAAAUGUUCCGGAUAAAUCUCGGUUUUCUUCCAAUAAAAUGCUUGGCAUUAGAGAGAGCACCCAGGAAAAGUCUCUCCAAAAGUAUGUACACUUUGCCUGCAAUUGUUACAUCAUCAUUAUUGUUGGCAAUAUCGUGGUCACGUCAUAGGGAAGGGGAACUCUGCAUUAGCUUUCAUCCUGCCAGGAGUGGGUUGCCUCGGAAGAGGCUGUAACGUAGCCUCCUCAGCUACAAAUCGAAUGAAAGAAAAGUGCGACACUGCUGAUUCAGGCAUUACUGGAUCGCUCUUCCUGGAUUUCUGCCCAUAAUUGCUUGUUUAAGUUUGCUCAUAGCCAUGCCACAGUGAUGAGCUGCUAGUCGUGUCUUUCAUUUCCGGACCCAUCUUGUUUAGAACCCUGUCGGUAUUCAUCAACCUUGAUGACCGGCAUGAUUAAUGAUGUGCUGGUGCAAUCAAUGCACCCAUUGUGUUCACGUGAGGUAAGCGUGCAAGCUGACAAAAUUUUCUCCAAGACUCGGCAAGAAUGCUCAUUUCAUGCUUGUGUAAUGGUGGGGUUCACUACAUGUGGACAUAUGCUAAAAUCUCUACAGUGCUGUGAGUUAUCAGUUUGUACAAUAUUAAAGGGGCCAUAUCGACUCAAAGCAAUAUUCAAACGCCAUGAUAAAAACCAGGUUGCAAGUGAAAAAAAAAAACCCCAAAGGAAGCGCAGGAAAUCCGUUGUUUUGGGCGAGUGUCUGUCUCUUCAUACUUUCUGCUGCAGAUUGUGUUGGCUCGUUUAACUUACUAAGUGGCUCUCAAUUCAUGCAUGAUGCAAAUAACUGAAGCAGCCAACAGCUUAUUCCAUUUGUAUGCAACAAAUUGGAAUGUGCCAGCUUUUUGAAAGCUGCCGGCCACAUUGGCAACCCCAUUCCUUGUACCCUUUACCAAUCGCUCGACACUUAUUCCUGCGCCACAUUUCACCUAACAGCAUUUUGUGCGCCAUCGUAAUAAAAGUAGGUCUUUCCAUCCAAGUGUGCUCUAACUCGCGUUGAGUUGCAGCAUUGCGCAAGCACGCUUUUCUGCACAAUCAGCACCCCAAAAAGAAGUGCUUGUUUCACUUAAGUCGCUUUUAAUGAACCAUAAUUCCAAGUACCUUUAUUCGUCUUUUAUUUCUAGUUGUGUAUCUUGUAGCUGUGGCUAGCAGUAUAGUGCUUGUCAUACAUCCCAUGCAGUAGCUGCACGUAAAACAGAGGGCAUAAUUUAGCGAUGGAAUAGAAUUAUCUCAGGAAAAACAUGGGCUGCUAUACAUCUUACUGUUUGUAGUGCAAUCGUUGUUCUUACUCUGCAGUGCUUUUCAUGCCUAUUAAUAUCUUCCAGAGCCUACAUGAAGAAAAAAAACAGUUUGCACCGAUGCAAUCGGGGGAGCUCAUUGGGACAAAUGCUCAAUUGAUUUUUGCAAACUGUCGAUUUUGAUGUAUCAAGUGCCUAAUCUAUGCUGUAUCAAUAAAUUUAGCUGAAAGUGCA
Molecule: messenger RNA, 4425 nt
Organism: Rhipicephalus microplus (southern cattle tick)
Lineage: Eukaryota; Metazoa; Arthropoda; Arachnida; Ixodida; Ixodidae
Gene: MAPk-Ak2
Product: MAP kinase-activated protein kinase 2
Biological process (GO): protein phosphorylation
Molecular function (GO): protein kinase activity; ATP binding
Source: RefSeq, a predicted model, not a curated record